Monoraphidium neglectum is the source of this 465-nucleotide messenger RNA. RefSeq lists its product as hypothetical. The record is from RefSeq and is a predicted model, not a curated record. The transcript has a single exon. Lineage: Eukaryota; Viridiplantae; Chlorophyta; Chlorophyceae; Sphaeropleales; Selenastraceae. Bases 1 to 465 code for a protein of 154 amino acids.
AUGGAGGAGGAGGAGGAGGAGGACGAGGAGGAGCAGGAGGAGGAGCACCACCGGGAGCAGCAGCAGCAGCGGCAGCAGCAGCAGCAGCAGCAGCGGCAGCAGCGGGAGCAGCGGCAGCGGCGACGGCAGGGGGGGGAGCUGGGGCCAGCAGACAAAGGCAGUGAAGGCAAGCACGGCGAUAUGGAGAAGGACUGGGAGGCAGAGGCGGACGACGAGCCGCAGCGGGACGGCGCGGAGGAGGCCGAGACGGAGGCCCGGGAGGAGGCCGGGGAUGUCGUGAAAGAAGAGCAGAUCAGCAGCGGCGGCAGCGAAGAGGAUAGCGAGGGCGGCGGCGGAAGCGAGAGCAAGGGCGAGGGCGAGGGCGACGGAGGGGGCGAGGAGCAGCCCGCAUCAGGAUCUGGACAACGCUCGCCGCAGCGGCGGCAGUGCUUGGACGAUCUCUGGACCACCGUGAGGCGACUUUGA